Molecule: messenger RNA, 648 nt
Organism: Aspergillus nidulans FGSC A4
Lineage: Eukaryota; Fungi; Ascomycota; Eurotiomycetes; Eurotiales; Aspergillaceae
Product: translocon subunit SSS1
Exons: 3
Coding region: 69-281 (70 amino acids)
Biological process (GO): protein transport; intracellular protein transport; protein targeting
Cellular component (GO): endoplasmic reticulum membrane; membrane
Molecular function (GO): transmembrane protein transporter activity
Source: RefSeq, a predicted model, not a curated record
GAUCAAUCCUUGUCUUUAGAUCUCUCCACGUCCUGUCUACAGUGUUAAUUUAGUCAUAAUUCGCCAUCAUGUCCGAACAAGUACAGGAAUUGCUCAACAUCCCUCAGGAGUUCCUUCGCGAUGGAAUGCAGUUUGUGAACCGCAGUCAGAAGCCCGACAAGCGCGAGUUCAUCAAAAUCAGCCAGGCCGUUGGCACCGGAUUCCUGAUUAUGGGGUUUAUUGGCUACAUUGUUAAGCUGAUCCACAUUCCUGUGAACAAUGUCCUUGUCGGUGGCGCUUAAAUUUAAUCCUGAACCUCAUUGCUGUUGAACGGAUACCGGAAGUCGAUUCGAACUGUGUCCGGGCUCGAUGAAAUGAACAUAAACAAACCGGCCCGUCAGUGAAGGAAUAAUGGAGAAGAGAGAAUGAAACUUAUACCCACGUCGCACCACAUCCCAUGUUUCGCGUGCAUUGUGCAGUCCGACAUUGCGGCAGUUCGCGCAUGCUCAACGGGGCAGAUCGGUCGUCGUAAAUUUUGGGAGCCGAGAAUGAGAUUUGCGGCAUUGCAUUCGCAUAUUACUACUUGAUCAGGGGUGGCGUUAAUGUUGUUUCUGUAACUGGAUCCUAUCUUCUUGUUUGUCCUUAAUAUAUCCAACUCAAUCCACGGCC